Messenger RNA from Ochotona curzoniae (black-lipped pika), 1579 nucleotides. RefSeq names its product solute carrier family 1 member 1 (gene SLC1A1). Bases 1 to 1578 code for a protein of 525 amino acids. Gene Ontology annotation, molecular function: L-cysteine transmembrane transporter activity; L-glutamate transmembrane transporter activity; glutamate:sodium symporter activity. Gene Ontology annotation, biological process: L-glutamate transmembrane transport. The transcript has 12 exons. The record is from RefSeq and is a predicted model, not a curated record. NCBI's taxonomy places the organism in Eukaryota, Metazoa, Chordata, Mammalia, Lagomorpha, Ochotonidae. Gene Ontology annotation, cellular component: plasma membrane.
AUGGGGAAGCCGGCGAAGAAAGGAUGCGACCCCAAGCGCUUCCUGAAGAAUAACUGGCUGCUGCUGUCCACCGUGGUCGCGGUGGUACUAGGCAUUGUCAUCGGAGUUUUGGUUCGAGAAUACAGCAGUCUCUCAACUUUGGAUAAAUUCUACUUUUCUUUUCCUGGAGAAAUUCUGAUGAGGAUGCUGAAGCUUGUCAUUUUGCCGUUGAUUAUCUCCAGCAUGAUCACAGGUGUUGCCGCGCUGGAUUCCAACGUAUCCGGGAAAAUUGGGCUGCGUGCUGUCGUGUAUUAUCUGUGUACCACCAUCAUCGCUGUCAUUUUAGGUAUCGUGCUGGUGGUGAGCAUCAAGCCGGGCGUCUCCCAGCAGGUGGGUGAGAUCGACAGGACGGGCAGCACCCCUGAAGUCAGCACAGUGGAUGCCAUGUUAGACCUGGUCAGGAACAUGUUCCCUGAGAACCUCGUGCAGGCCUGCUUUCAGCAGUACAAAACCUCGCGUCAAGAAGUGACACCUUCCAACAGCACAGGGACGAAUGCCACUGAAGAGCCCGUCACAGCCGUCAUGAUGACCACAGCCGUUCCUGAGAACAGGACAAAGGAAUACACCGUCGUGGGCCAGUAUUCGGACGGCAUCAAUGUCCUGGGCCUGAUUGUCUUCUGCCUGGUCUUUGGACUCGUCAUUGGGAAAAUGGGUGAAAAGGGACAGAUCCUGGUGGAUUUCUUCAACGCCUUGAGUGAUGCAACCAUGAAGAUCGUCCAGAUCAUUAUGUGUUACAUGCCGCUCGGUAUCUUGUUCCUGAUUGCGGGGAAGAUCAUAGAAGUGGAAGACUGGGAGAUUUUCCGCAAGCUGGGUCUUUACAUGGCUACUGUCCUGAGUGGGCUUGCCAUUCACUCCAUUAUAAUCCUCCCGCUGAUAUAUUUCAUCGUGGUACGCAAGAACCCUUUCCGGUUUGCCAUGGGCAUGGCACAGGCUCUUCUGACGGCACUCAUGAUCUCUUCCAGUUCAGCAACACUGCCUGUCACCUUCCGCUGUGCAGAAGAAAAGAAUCAAAUAGACAAGAGGAUCACGAGGUUCGUGCUGCCCGUGGGAGCCACGAUCAACAUGGAUGGGACCGCAUUGUAUGAGGCCGUGGCAGCCAUAUUUAUCGCACAGCUGAAUGACUUAGAUUUGACCAUCGGGCAGAUCAUCACCAUCAGUGUCACAGCCACGGCUGCCAGCAUUGGAGCGGCCGGUGUGCCCCAGGCUGGCCUGGUGACCAUGGUGAUCGUGCUGAGCGCUGUGGGCCUGCCAGCGGAGGACGUCACGCUCAUCAUUGCUGUCGACUGGCUCCUGGACCGGUUCAGGACCAUGGUCAAUGUCCUCGGGGAUGCUUUUGGUACAGGCAUUGUGGAAAAGCUCUCUAAGAAGGAGUUGGAGCAAAUGGAUGCCUCUUCCGAAGUGAACAUCGUGAACCCUUUUGCUUUGGAAUCUGUGCCCAAUGAUAGUGAAGACUCGGACACCAAGAAGUCCUACAUCAAUGGAGGUUUUGCCGUGGACAAGUCGGACACCAUCUCAUUCACGCAGACCUCGCAGUUCUAGU